This is a messenger RNA of Pistacia vera, 1325 nucleotides long. Its product is annotated as rust resistance kinase Lr10-like. The record is from RefSeq and is a predicted model, not a curated record. The coding region runs from base 1 to 1281 and encodes 426 amino acids. The transcript is spliced from 3 exons. Lineage: Eukaryota; Viridiplantae; Streptophyta; Magnoliopsida; Sapindales; Anacardiaceae. Gene Ontology annotation, molecular function: protein kinase activity; ATP binding. Gene Ontology annotation, biological process: protein phosphorylation.
AUGGAUAUGAAUGACACCACAUGCCGAAUACAGAGUCUUCUCUCUCUUAACCUCACAGACUCCAAAUUCUCCCUCCUUUAUAGUUACUACAAUCAGAUGUACGCUUUGUGGAAUUGUUCUACGAAGAUUAUAUGGAAUUCUGCACUAGGACCAUUUGAUUGCAUCAGUGAUGAACAAGGUUUUGUUUAUGGCAUGACAUAUGACCGGUCAGUCGACUCGAGGCCCCCAGUUUGCAAUUAUCAUGGUCAUGGUCGUCUAGUUAAAAUUGCAGUGUCUACAGCCACGAGUGUUGGAGGCAUUGUCUUCUUUGCAUUGGUAAUACUUCUUCUUUACAGAUCUAGGAGAUCUGAAAAGGAAGGAGAAACUCAACUGAAAAUAGAGAAGUUCCUCGAAGACUAUAGGACCCUCACCCCGACCAGAUAUACUUACAGUGACCUGAAGAAAAUAACUGGUAGAUUUAGGCACAGGCUAGGCCAAGGAGGUUAUGGAUGUGUCUUCAAAGGAGAACUCGCCAAUGGAAUUCCAGUUGCUGUUAAGAUGUUGGAACAUUCAACAGGAAAUGGUGAAGAAUUUAUCAAUGAAGUUGCUACUAUAGGUAGGAUUCACGAUUUUAACAUUGAUCGUCUUUUGGGAUUUUAUUCAGAAGGGGUUCGGUGUGCUCUUAUUUACGAGUUUAUGUCUAAUGGAUCACUUGAGAAGUUCAUAUUCUCAAGUAUAAACAAUUCAAGUCAACGUCAAUUGAAUUGGGAAAAGAUCCUUCACUUCGACAUCAAGCCUGACAAUAUAUUACUUGACCAUAAUUUUCAGCCAAAGAUUUCAGAUUUUGGGCUGGCCAAACUAUGCUCAAAGGAACAAAGUGUAAUAUCAAUGACAGCUGCUCGAGGAACUACUGGUUAUAUUGCUCCCGAGCUCUUCUCUAGGAACUUUGGAGAGGUUUCCUAUAAGUCUGAUGUUUUUAGCUACGAAAUGGUGUUAUUAGAGAUGGUUGGAUGCCAAAAGAAUAUUGAUCAUUCAAUUGAAAAUCAAAGCCAAAUUUACUUCCCUGAGUGGAUAUAUAAUAAAAUGAGCCAAGGAAACGAGGUUGCUUUAGAAAUUGAGGUAGAUGGAGACGAGAAAAUUGUCAAGCAGCUUGCAAUUGUCGGACUCUGGUGCAUCCAGUGGAACCCAGCAGAGAGGCCUUCCAUGUCAAUGGUAUUACAAAUGCUAGAAGGUGAGUUCAAGAGCUUGGAGAUUCCUCCAAAGCCCUUCGUUUCUUCAGAUGAGGAAAUGGAUGGAAAUUGAUCUUGUAUAAUGACAUAACAUUUGUAAUGUUUAAUUAAUUUGUU